Molecule: messenger RNA, 706 nt
Organism: Cylicocyclus nassatus
Lineage: Eukaryota; Metazoa; Nematoda; Chromadorea; Rhabditida; Strongylidae
Source: the annotation of a GenBank genome assembly
AGGGUUCUCCCGACAGACAUUCACUAUGUCGUGGAUUUGGGACUGGUUUUCUAGCAUGCUCAACUUUUUAGGACUUAGUAAAAAGAAUGGAAAGUUAGUGUUUCUCGGAUUGGAUAAUGCUGGAAAAACAACUCUUCUUCACAUGUUAAAAGAUGACAGAAUGGCCCAACAUGUGCCAACAUUGCAUCCUACAUCGGAAGAGCUUACGCUAGGCGGUAUCCGAUUUACUACAUUUGAUCUCGGUGGUCACGCACAAGCUCGUCGUGUAUGGAAAGACUAUUUCCCCGCCGUAGAUGCGGUUGUAUUUCUUGUUGAUUGCGCAGAUAUAGAGCGCAUUCCGGAGAGCAGGACGGAGUUGGAAUCUCUUAUUAGAGACGAGCAGGUUGCUGGAGCCCCGAUUCUUAUUCUCGGCAACAAAAUCGACAAAUCAACAGCUCUCAGCGAAGAUCAACUCAAAUGGCAACUUGGUAUCCAGCAUAUGUGUACUGGAAAAGGUGAGGUGUCGCGCAAUGAUUUGACAUCGCGACCGAUGGAAGUUUCCGCUGGCUCGCGCAGUACCUCGACUAAAAUGCGAUUCAUUGCUAAGUUGUCGUUCAAAUUUGUUUGCAUGUAUGCCACACAGGCCGUGCAUGCACCAUGCUCAGAGUCGCGUCUCUUGUCGUUCUAUACUUCGUCUCUUCGCAAUUUUCCCUAUUGCGCCCUGUGA